Molecule: messenger RNA, 2045 nt
Organism: Macadamia integrifolia
Lineage: Eukaryota; Viridiplantae; Streptophyta; Magnoliopsida; Proteales; Proteaceae
Product: carbon catabolite repressor protein 4 homolog 3-like
Molecular function (GO): 3'-5'-RNA exonuclease activity
Source: RefSeq, a predicted model, not a curated record
GAAUCUGAGCUGUUUUUUUGGGUGGUAGGGGUGCAGUUUCAAUUUUGAGCUGACGUUGUGGGAAUCUUUCACCCCAUGUUAUGGGAGUAGUUCACUACUCUCUUCACAAGAUACAUUUCACUCUACCCUCUAAUGGGCUGCGAGAACUGCAUCCUCUCCCCGCACUCAUCCUUUACCACAACGAUUCCUCGGCCCUUCAAACAUCGACGCUUCUCCCAAAAAGCAAUCUCUUGCUGUGUUUAUCAACCCACCAAUGCAACCACUCACAAGGUCCGUCGCUGGUACAACCCCGAGAGACGGCGACGACUCAAUCAGCCGGAGAUUUUACGCCAUUGGAUCGAAGCCGAAUCUCCAUCUCUUUCUGAUUCCGGAGAGAGAUUCAUGGCUGUGUCCUAUAACAUAUUGGGAGACAAGAAUGCCUCGAAACACAGAGACCUGUAUUCACAGAUUCCUUCUUAUUACAUGAACUGGGAGCGUCGUAAGAGGCUUAUCUGUGAGGAGCUCCUUGGGUUGGCCCCUGAUAUAAUCUGUCUGCAGGAGGUGGACCGGUACCAUGAUCUUGUAAGUAUCAUGGAGAAAGAAGGAUAUAAUGGUUCUUACAAGCGGCGAACGGGAGACUCAGUUGAUGGUUGUGCUAUGCUUUGGAAAGUAGAUACGUUUCGAUUAUUGGAGGAAGAAAGCAUUGAGUUUAAGGGGUUUGGUCUUCGUGAUAAUGUUGCCCAACUCUCUGUUUUUGAGAUGUGUAGGGAUGAAUCAAGAAGGGUAUUGGUUGGGAACAUCCAUGUGCUUUUUAACCCAAGCCGAGGAGAAAUUAAGUUAGCACAAAUUCGUUUACUCUUGUCAAGGGCAAAUUCCCUCUCUGGGAAAUGGGGUAAUGUUCCUAUAGUGAUUGCCGGAGAUUUCAACAGCACUCCUCAGAGUGCAAUCUACAAAUUCUUAUCAUCAUCAGAGCUUGAUAUCACAUUAUAUGAGAGCAGAAAUUUAUCUGGGCAAAGGAACUGUCAUCCUGCCCAAUUUGCAGGCAUUGAAAGCCAAAUAAGGAGUACACUUACUUUAAUGGACGGAUUAUUGAAUAAUUUCUGGAACAAUGAAAAGGUAACAAUUGCAACUGGUAGUCCCAAUGUCACUGUAGUUGGACAUCCUUUGAAGCUGAAGAGCUCUUAUGCCAGUCUGAAGGCAUCUUCAAGGACAAGGGGUUUCUGUGGUGAGCCAUUGGCUACUUCCUAUCACUCCAAUUUUCUUGGAACUGUAGACUAUCUCUGGUACACUGAGGGACUCAUCCCUACAAGAGUUCUAGACAUUCCACCCAUUUAUAUUCUGCGGAAAACAGGUGGCCUUCCAUACAAGAGAUUGGGUAGCGAUCAUUUGGCCUUGGCUACUGAAUUUGCCUUCCACAGAGUAGAAGAGAAGAUGAAACCAAUGCAGAAGAAAGAACCACCACAGAAGUAGUAGAAGAACCAAAACAAGAGAUAGAACAACCAUAAAAGCAUCCACAACAGCAUCCUGAGAAGAUAUCAAUACAUCGGUUGUGGAACCUCAAGGUUCAUGAGGGCAUGGAUGGACUAGAAAAGAGAAAAAGAGGUUGUUCGAAGGUUUUUGCAGCCAAAGCAAGCACCCUUGGUGGAAGCAAUAAGAAGAUACCCAUCUAUGGCUAUUGUGUUUUUUACAUUGAUGGGUCUUAAUAUACCCGUAGAGUGCAAGAUUUCUCAGAUAACUGCCAGAGUACCAGUCCUCUGGGGCUCAGAAUCCAUGCCAGCGCCAUAUCUGAUGUUGAUGAUCCCAACUUGCAUGAGCCCCAGAUAGAUCAGUUGGGUCAGUGUCAAAAUUAUGAUGAACAGCUCUUGCAUAUGCUGCAAUUCGACAAGUAAGGUCAUUGGAGAUCAUCACAUGAAAACUUGACCCAAAUGACAAGAAUGUUUCAUCCAUAUAUAGUUUGUAUUACCAGGCAUCUCCCUCUGUGCCCUCCUAAGUUAUCUCCUUGCAUGAAAGACUGUUAAACAAUAAGAAAGCAAAACAGAAGAUCUGAUAAUCACUUAUUGCAGCUA